Molecule: messenger RNA, 1783 nt
Organism: Jatropha curcas
Lineage: Eukaryota; Viridiplantae; Streptophyta; Magnoliopsida; Malpighiales; Euphorbiaceae
Product: Nucleic acid-binding, OB-fold-like protein
Molecular function (GO): tRNA binding
Source: RefSeq, a predicted model, not a curated record
GAGUGAAACCCACAAAAACCCUAUCGAAGCUCUGUGCCUGUAAGCUGUAACCUGCGAGUGUUGGAGCUCUGAAGACGAGAGAAGUGAAACAAAUUGCAAGACCAACGCACGAAGUAAUGGCAGUUGUUGAUGAAAGCAUCAGUCUCAAAAGAAAGCAAACGGUAGCAUCAGCUCUCAGCAAGCACCUUGAUUUAAAUUAUGGAGCUUCGGUCAGUGGGGAGGACAAUAUUAAGAGCUUGUACACGAACAUUUUGAAGUCAUCUGGAAAAUGGUUGCCACAGAAAGAAAAUGAUGAGGUGAUGAAAUGGAUAGAAUUUGCAGAAAGUUUUCCUAUUGACUCACAAGCAUGCUUUGAUGCUCUCAAUAGAUUAAAUCAAGAGUUAGCUCCUAAAUCUGUAAUCUUGGGCAAUGGAUUGACACCCUCUGAGGUUGAUGUUAUAGUGUUUUCUGUAGUACAUCCUUCUGUGAUUCGGCUUUCCCAUUCUGAGAGAGAAAAGUUGACAUAUGUUAUGAGAUGGAUGGAUUAUAUCCAGAAUAAAGAAGAGUUGGUGGAUCUAUUUGAAAAGAUACUAUUAGAGAAGCCUCUGUUUGAGCCUUUGUUGCAGGGUGCAAGAGAUGCAGCUAAGGCUGAAAUAGAUUCAAAUGCUAAAAAGAUUUCACAAAACACAAAGAACACAGAAAAAUCGGAAGCAGACAAGAAUGUAAAGAAAAGUGAUGCUGGGGCAAAAGUUACAGAAAGUAAGGACGCUAAGCAAGAAAAAAAGAAACCACCUCAAACAGAACCAGCUGAGAAAGAUAAAGAAGUAAGCGUUAGUUUGCUGAAUAUACAGGUUGGCCUUAUUCGCAAAGCAUGGAAGCAUCCAUCUGCUGAUAGUUUAUUGGUCGAGGAGAUUGACGUUGGGGAGUCAAAAUUGAGGCAGGUGGUCAGUGGUCUGGCAAAGUAUUGCAGUCCAGAUGAGUUGACGAAUCGCCGGGUUGUGCUGAUAACAAAUGUGAAAUCUGGAAAGCUGCGGGACGUAAUGUCGGAAGGACUGGUACUUUGUGCUUCUAAUGAAGAUCACUCUGUUGUAGAGCCUUUGCUCCCUCCAGAAGGUGCUAAAAUUGGAGAACGCAUCUCAUUUUCAGGAAUUGAUGGUAAGCCAGAAGAUGUGCUAAAUCCAAAAAAGAAGCAAUUGGACAAAAUAACGCCGAAUCUUUUCACUGAUGACAAGGGUGUGGCCACAUAUAAGGGAAUACCAUUUAUGACAUCUGGCGGGCCGUGCACAUCAUCUAUUCCAAAGCUUUCUCAGAAUCCUCUUUGCCCAGAUUUUUCAUGACAGGACAAAGCCACGUGCAAUUCUGUUUUGCAGAUUGGCUGGCCAUUUAUGCUGUGAAUGGGCAUAUAGUUGUUCUUGUUCAUGCAUGCAAAGGCCAUAAGUGGGUAUUGCUUCUCUUAUUUAUGGGUGUUAUGGGUCUUAACUAUUAAGUGCAUUGAGGGCAGUACUUUUCCUUGGAUUUCUUAAUAAGAAUGGAUGAAUAUAGUCGUGGACGGUGUUGCCCAUCUUGUGCAAAAUUCUAUGCAGGUUAAAUAAUUCUCUUUGCAUGCUUAUCCAUGAGAGAAUUGCAGUCCGGUAAAAAUUUCUAGGAUUUUGACCAGACAGGAAAUAGACAUCGAAUUGAGUCGAAUGCAGAAGGGUCAGCGAUAUCAUCUUACAGCAAGAUUAUAUCAGAUCAUAGUUUACCUGUGAAAUUGUAGAAAAUACAAGAUACGAAUAGGAAUUUUAUGGAAUAUGAUUAUGAAUCA